AUGCCGUCCGCGGAAGUUGGCGAGAGCAGCAAAACUCCGCUUCAGUUCUGCACUGAUUUGCAAAGUCUCAUUUUUAUUACAUUAAAUUAUGUCCUUAAUCCUCUUCGAAGGGAGCUACGAAAAUCUCAUGAAUAUUCCGAUAUUCUCAAUUUGGAAAUCCAAGAUGGAGAGCAAAUUUCGGAAAUUUGCAAUGCGGAGGAGGAUGUGGCUGACUCGAUUCUUGUUCAAUACCCAAGCUCACUAUCGUGCUUUCGCUGCUUGGGCAUCGAUGAAGACACCAUACACGGUCUCCUCUACAUUCGAGAGAUAACUUUUCUCAAACUUUUGGAUAUGCAAGAAAACGAAGUUAGGGAUCUUUUGAGUGUGUAUUGUGUUCCGUUGGAAGAUAUUGACCGAAUUCUAAUGGGUCUUUCAAAAAUUCGUUGUAACAUUGACCUGUUGGAAAGCGAUCAACCCUUUGAAGAUGAUACGCGUAAUCUAAUAAAACAAGUCAUAAAACUUACAGAAAAAUCUGAGCCCUCUCCUGGGUUUGAGAAGCCGGACGGGGCUGUUCUGCUUCAUUGUGAUCCCCUUUCCAGUCCUCCUCUUUACGUUACUGGACCCCAAGAGUUUGGUGAAAACUGUAUGAGCCCAUCAAACAACCUAUCAAAUGGCAUGGUUAGCAGUCAGCGGCUCUUGCGAUCGGGCAGAUUUAGCUCUGACCAUGGUAUCCAGAUUGACCACUUGAUUGAUAGGACCUCUCCCCCCAUUCCUUCCGUGCGAUCUGGCUCCGAAAGUCAUCCCUCAUCGUGUUUCUCAAUAAAUCCGCCAAAUCUGCAAUUCUCUUUCAACCAUCCACCUUAUCCUUUAGAUUUGUCAACGCAGACCUUAAAUCGGAAUUCUAGGCGAUCAAAAACUCCCGUGCCAUUCCAUCGCUUUUGUCGUGCUCUCUCCCCUGUGUCGCAUCGAGCAAAUUCCUCAAAUCUUGCAAAGUCAAAUAUACUUGACGGUGUUCUUUCUGUCCCAUCCACUCCCGCCCCUCGAGUUUUCGGUACUCCCAUACACCAGAAAUCUCCCGCAAAGGGUGCUGUUAUGUCGACCUCCUAUACUAGUGCCACCGAUAGAUUCUUUCAGAAAGGUUCAACAAAUCGAGAUAAAGCUAUCAAAAUGCCAGCCACACCUCCUUCAAAGCACAAAAUCAAGUUUACAUUCCCUUUGCAUCGCAGCAAGUCCCAUGAAUCGAAUCUGGCUAGUAAAAUUUAUCUACCCAGCUCAAAUGGUGCGGGAAAGACUAGUCAUACUACAUCGAAAAAUCCCGGUAGAGUAGCAAAUGUUUUCCACACUCCCGAUUCCCAUUCCCCGGCUGCCAAUGACUCGAAUGUUUUUUGCUUUUCCACGCCAACGCACAUCGCCAAUGCUCCUCCUUCUCCAAAAUUUAAUUCUCGGCCUGAACACCACCCGAGCGACGUCUUGCUGUACCUGGGAGCCUCAAUGGAUCUGCUCAUCUACCAAUACCAGGCCAUACUCACCGGUAUGGUGACGCUAUUAGAUGUGCUUCGAGUGCCCUCUGCAGCCCACACUAACUAG
This is a messenger RNA of Mesocestoides corti, 1566 nucleotides long. Lineage: Eukaryota; Metazoa; Platyhelminthes; Cestoda; Cyclophyllidea; Mesocestoididae. The record is from the annotation of a GenBank genome assembly.